Molecule: messenger RNA, 2199 nt
Organism: Akanthomyces muscarius
Lineage: Eukaryota; Fungi; Ascomycota; Sordariomycetes; Hypocreales; Cordycipitaceae
Exons: 3
Coding region: 1-2199 (732 amino acids)
Biological process (GO): carbohydrate metabolic process
Source: RefSeq, a predicted model, not a curated record
AUGGUUCUCUCGGAGCUGACAGCAUCUGCUGCGGCCUUAAGAUCGCUGCGCAUAGGAGAGGAUCCUACAGCCAAGGCUACUGACUCCGACUCUCCGUUGACUAAUCGCGCCGGUGAAAGUGCGAAUCCCUUUGUUCGCAGCUUUGAGGCAAGCCCUGUCGCGUGGCAGCCGUUGAACGAAGAGACCGUGGAACGUGCAAAGAGCGAAGGCAAGCUGCUCUUUUUGCAUAUUGGAUACAAAGCCUGUCACUACUGUCGCCUCAUGGCGAACGAGUCAUUCGCAAACGCCGAAUGCGCCGCCGUACUCAACGAUGCUUUCAUCCCGGUUCUCAUUGACAGAGAAUCCCGUCCCGAUCUAGAUACAAUCUACAUGAACUAUGUACAAGCUGUCAAUAGCGUCGGAGGCUGGCCGCUCAACGUCUUCGUCACCCCAGAGCUAGAACCGAUUUUUGGUGGCACGUAUUGGCCUGGGCCCAAUGCUGCACGCCGGGCGCACGAAGAAAAUACCGAGGAUGCUCUGGAUUUCUUGACAAUUGUCAAGAAAGUUCGCGAUAUCUGGAAAGAGCAAGAAGCAAGAUGCCGCAAGGAAGCCACCGAAGUUCUGGCUCAGCUGAGAGAAUUUGCGGCCGAAGGCACUCUGGGAACAAGACCCAUUACGCAAACGCAAACAUUUGCGCCUUCAGGUUGGGCGGCGCCUGUUCCCAGCGAGCCUUCGCAAGGUGCCGACAAAACCGCUGCCGUAUCAAGCGAACUCGAUCUGGACCAAGUUGAGGAAGCGUACACCCAUAUUGCGGGCACCUUUGACCCUGUGUAUGGUGGAUUUGGCCUGGCUCCCAAGUUCCUAACCCCGCCGAAGUUACAGUUUCUCCUUGGACUUGGCGAUUCGCCAAGUGCUGUCCAGGAUAUUGUGGGCGAAGCUGAGUGUACUCAUGCCAUAGACAUGGCAGUUGAUACUUUACGCAAGAUUCGAGAUGGAGCACUGCAUGACCAUGUCGGAGCCACCGGAUUUGCUCGAUGCUCGGUUACCCCAGACUGGACGAUACCCAAUUUCGAAAAGCUGGUGGUAGACAAUGCACAGCUCCUUACUCUCUAUCUUACUGCAUGGCGCCGUGCUGGCGGACAAGCGACGAGCGAGUUCUAUAACAUUGCCCUGGAACUUGCGACUUACUUGACGUCUACUCCGAUUCUGCGAGCAGACGGGCUACUUGCAUCCAGCGAAGCGGCUGACUCAUAUGUCCGCAAGGGCGACAGAGAGAUGAAAGAAGGUGCUUUCUACCUUUGGACCAGGAGAGAAUUCGACAGCGUCAUUGAAGCCGCCGAGAAGGGCGCCAGCCAAGUAGUCGCAGCUCACUGGGGCAUUCUCGAGGGCGGUAAUGUUGAUGAGCAACAUGAUCCAAAUGACGAUUUUAUGAACCAGAACAUUCUGCGAGUUGCAAAGAGCCCCGAAGAGCUGAGCAAACAGUUCAACACUACCAUUGAAAAGGUUGAGCAGUCUGUUCGCACUGCCCAGAAAGAACUCAAGGCCAGAAGAGAAGGCGAGCGCGUGCGCCCUGCGGUUGACGACAAGGCUGUCGCUGGAUGGAACGGCUUGGCUCUAUCUGCGCUUGCCAAAACGGCAGAAGCGCUGAAGACGAUAAAUCCUGAAGUCAGUGCCAAGUGCGCUUCUGUGGCAAGCGGCAUUGCCUUCUUUCUGCAAAAGAAUCUUUGGGACGCGCAGACAAAGACUCUGUAUCGAACGUGGACGGGGGCCAGGGAUACUGAAGGAUUUGCUGAUGACUAUGCCUAUGUUAUCCAAGGCCUAUUGGAUCUAUUUCACACUAAUGGCGACGAGGCACUGAUUGAGUUUGCCGAUACUCUGCAGAAGGCACAAUCUUCAUACUUUUACGAUCCUGCAGGCGGCUUCUUCACGACCACGGCCAACUCGACCACUGCCAUUCUGCGAUUAAAAGACGGCAUGGACACUUCGCUGCCCUCCACCAAUGCCGUCUCCGUCGCCAACUUGUACAGGCUCGGCCAGCUGCUCGAUGACGAAACGUUUGCCGGCAUGGCCCGCAGCAGCAUCAACGCGUUCGAGGCCGAGAUGCUCCAACAUCCGUGGCUCUUCCCCGGCCUGCUGCGCGGCGUGGUCACGGCGCGCCUCGGCGUGCCGCAGGUCCGCAGCGAGGAGGUCAAGUACAAGGCGACGAGAGAAAAGGCAUAG